AUGGAAGAAUCCUCAAUAACCAUCUAUACUAAGUCUUACGCACAGACUACCCCGCCAAGGGCUACGAAACACCCUGCCAAGGGUGCCCAGCUUCCGACAUAUCCAAUUAUCCAAGUGCCGAGGAGGUGGCUAAGGAACGAGCCGUCAAACUGGGGGACUGGGCUCCCAAACACGCACAACAAAAUCCCCAAUACUCGUGUGGCUGAACUAAGUCCUACGUGCGUAGAUUGCCCCACCAAGGGCCUAUGGCACACCCGACCAAAGGUACCCGGACCUUUACUAUACGCCGGAAAGUCCAACCGCUACUAG
Molecule: messenger RNA, 309 nt
Organism: Prunus armeniaca (apricot)
Lineage: Eukaryota; Viridiplantae; Streptophyta; Magnoliopsida; Rosales; Rosaceae
Source: the annotation of a GenBank genome assembly